Messenger RNA from Closterium sp. NIES-67, 1998 nucleotides. Lineage: Eukaryota; Viridiplantae; Streptophyta; Zygnematophyceae; Desmidiales; Closteriaceae. The record is from the annotation of a GenBank genome assembly.
GGGCGUUAAUGGCGGGCACAGGAGCACCUUCGGCUACUAGCAGCGGCACCACCACCACUGCCACCACUGCCACCACCACUAGCAUUAGCACCACCAGCAGCACCACCACUACAACCACUGCUAUCAGCACAAGCAGCAGCGGCAGCAGCGCAUUUGCAUCUCGCUCGUCCCCGCCUGUCGCCUUCCGCCGCAUGUCCAGCCUUGACGUCAAGACCUCCCUCGACGGCCUCGCCGUACUCGCUCGCCAGGGCUCGUGGCGCGCCAUAGUGGACAAGGUGGUGGAGGGGUACAAGCUGGCGGGGCUGGCACAGCAGCUGGCGUUACGCGGUUACCACGUGCUCGCGCUGAUGAAGCUGCGGAUGUACGGCGCGGCUGCAGAGGAGCUCACCCUAUUGGGAAAUCUCGACUCGCCGCAGUACCGAUACGAGGCGCACCCGGGCAUGUACCCUGGCAGGAAAGGAUCCAUGCUGCCCUUUGCUCUCCGUUGGCUGGCAGCGGAGCUCCCUCACCGCAUGGGCAAUGCUGCCCUCACUGUGGAGAGGCUGUGCGCGCUGCAGGCAUACUGCACUGCCAAGAUGAAGGAAGUGCAAGGCCGAAUAGCCGCAGACAGGCAGGAAGCACAGGAGAGAGCAGCACAUGCAGGUGGCGGCAGCAGCAGCAGCAGCAGCAGCAGAAUGAGCAUGAGCAAGAGCGCAGUGACAACACAAGGCGUGGCAGAUGAGAUGGGACCUGAGGACGGCGAGGGCAUGUCGUCUCAUGCCAAGCUUGCAACAGCAAUGACCACCACCACCACCACCACCAGCACCAGCACCACCACCAGCACCAGCACUAAGGGCACACCGUCAGCAGCAGCAGCGUCGUUGUCAUCCCAGGAAGCGCUAGUUGCCUGCUGGGCACGCAGGCGGCAGGCGGUGCGGCACUCGCUGGUCUCGCACCACUUAGCCCAACGAGACUACCCCACCGCCCUGCAGUGGCUGCAGCGCCUGCUGCGCUACGAGCCGAGCAACGCCGCCCUGCUCUCACGGUACGGGCUGGUGCGGCUGCAGCUGGGGGACGUGGAGGGUGCGAACGCUGCGUUCGGAUUGGUGGAGAAGAUGGUGGUGCACCGCGAGGUGGAGCUGGAGAGUGAGGGGGAGCGUGGGGGAGGAGGGGGGGAGGGGGAAGGGGGAGGGUGGGGAGGAGGAGGAGGUGGAGGAGGAGGAGCAGGGGUAGGAAGGGAUGGGAGUGGGUUGACAGGGCAGGUGACGGCGGCGAAUCUGGGGGAGAUGAAGCGGCUGGUGCGGCUCAACAAGGCGCUGGUGCACUUUGCUCGCAAGGAGUACGGGCAGGCGCUGCAGCUGUUCACUGCCGUCACGAAGGAGGACCCCACCAACCCCAUUGCUGCAAAUAACAAGGCCCUCUGCUUGAUGUACGGCCGAGAUCUUGCCACGGCGGUGCGGGUGCUGGAGGACCAAUUGCAGGCGAGCCCGCUGACAGCUGUCGACGAGACAGUGGUGCUGAACCUGUGCUCCAUGUACGAGCUGGCGGCGUCCGACACGCUCAACGCCAAGAGCACCCUCAGCAACUGGCUCACUCGCCUCGCUCCCGACGACUUUGACUUCGCAUGCACUCGGCUGUGAAGGGGAUGUGUUUCUUUGGCUGACACUGUAUGCGUGGAAUAGGCUCAGAACACGCGCACGGGUGAGCCAACGGUGGCCGAAGUGCUCCAUGCAGUGCCUUCGUUGCCUCGAUCGGAGUCCUCUCGGUCGCCCAACAUCCAGUAAGGGCGUAUUCCUACAGCAAGGUGUUCAGUAUCAGCAAACCCAAAAUCGAGUCUGAAACGCGGUACAGUAAGGUCCGAGUGUUGAAACACGAAAUCCUAUGCGGUUCAAUACGGCUGUUCGCGAAGUUAGGUUCCCUGGUAUCGUACUCAACGGGCACAGCAGGAUUACGCCCUAAAGCUGAUGCGUGUUGCACAUUGAACUAUGGGCAUUUCAAGGAGGCAUUGUGACCAAACAU